This is a messenger RNA of Pocillopora verrucosa, 1605 nucleotides long. Lineage: Eukaryota; Metazoa; Cnidaria; Anthozoa; Scleractinia; Pocilloporidae. The record is from RefSeq and is a predicted model, not a curated record.
AUGGAUAACUCGCCAAAACAGGUUCUUUUCAACACGAAGCCGUCAGAUACUAAGCGAUGCACUGUGGAAGUGAGACUUUGUAUUUGGGAAGAAAUCCCACAAAACGCCACACCAGAUGAAGUUAGAGUGGAGGAGAUGAUUGCUGAAGAGGAGGAAAGCAUUGCCAGUAAUUGCCAGGCUGAGGGAUUAUUGUUCAACAUCGUAGAAGAAGGAAGUCAACGCAAGAAAGCGAGAUUAAUUGACAGUCUUAAAGAAAGCUUGAACGGAUUCAAGAAAGAGCAUUACGCGCAGUUUUCCUAUAUAAACAAUCAAGCUUCCAAGCAUUACUGGAUAGGAGUGCUACUUGACUGCAUGCCCGACACUCCACGUCCAGCACUCCCAGCACCAGCUUGCUUGGCUAGAACCGCUAAUCGGAUAAGGCAGAGCAUGCGACCAAAAGACCCUCGAGACCUGACCUUUGUGCUAAUCCAUGAAGCCAUACCUGAGGGAUUCCUACAUGGGGGCAUUUCCAUGAAAGACCGCUGCCAUUUUAUUUUAGCAACUAACCAUCAGUUAGAGAACCUUGCCAAAGCUAAAUCUUGGUACAUCAAUGGAACUUUCAAAGUCAGCGUGCAUGAUGACUUGGAAAUAUUUAAAGCUCGACUACGAACCGCAGCUUUCUUCGUUGACAGUAAUCCUGAUGACAACUUAACAGUUCCUUGCCACCUACCUCAGGUUCCAAAGGAUAGGAAAUGGAAACCUCCAACGUCAAGGUACCCUGAACUUGGACUAUUUUUAGCUAAUGUACGGCGUGAUCUUAUUAAUCCUGAGAACAUUAGGCAAGCUAGUGAUAACCUUUCUCAAAAAGAACAGGCUGCGCUUAAAGAACUUAAAAAUUCUAAUGUAGUGAUUCGUAUACAGGACAAAGGCUCCCGAUUUGUAUUAAUUGAUGAAAAGGAGUACGAGGAAAAAAUGUUUGGUCAGCUCAACAACCAGUUACCAUAUAAACCUUUGCAAUUGGAUCCAACCCCUAAGCAUUUGGCAUUGGUGGAGAGUUGGUGUUCCAAAUGGCUAGGAAAGGGUGAGAUUUCUCCCAAAGUAGUCAAGUGGGGUUUAAAUAAAGAAGCAAGACCAGGAGUUGCGUUUGGAAGCAUCAAAACGCACAAAAUGGGCAACCCGCUCCGACUUAUUACAUCUUGUUGUGGCACGGCAAUUGAAAACUUAUCGGCCUUUACUGAAUUUUAUUUACAUCCACUUCCUCAAAAAUUACCAUGGUUUAUUAAGGACACCACUGAUCUGCUUAACAAAAUAUUACAUCUUAACACAAGCGGCCCCUUUCCAACCGGCACCUUACUGGUCUCGUGGGUCUUGGUUUCAAUGUCUCCUAACAUUGAUAACAAACUCGGCCUCACUGCAGUAAGGAAGGCUUUGAAUGCUAGAGAAAACAAAUUUCCAUCCACGACUUGUAUUUUAGAAGCUGUAAAAAUUUGUUUGAAAAGCAACCAUUCUGUUUUUAAAGAGAAUUUCUUUCUUCAAAUCCAUGGCACAGCUUGUAGCUAUGCCAAUCUAGCCAUGGGCGAAAUUGACCUCAAAGCUAAGUUUUCUGGUCCGAUAAAGCCGUCCUAA